This is a messenger RNA of Phaedon cochleariae (mustard beetle), 921 nucleotides long. NCBI's taxonomy places the organism in Eukaryota, Metazoa, Arthropoda, Insecta, Coleoptera, Chrysomelidae. The record is from the annotation of a GenBank genome assembly.
AUGAAGGAACAAGUUGGCACGGAAGGCAUAACAGUAGAUAGAAUAAAUAAAAUGAGAAACGGCAGCGUAGAACUCAAGAUAAAAGGAAAAGAAGCUAAGAACAGACAGAUAUUCAGAAGAGUACUGACAGAAAAACUUGAUAAAGUGGCAGAAGUUAACAUAAAACAGAAGAGUCAAACAGUCAUGAUCCUAGAUAUUGACGAAACAGUUACAGAAACUGACGUUAAAGAAGCACUGAACAGGGAGAUAAACGACGAUGAGAGAUCGAUGGAAGAUGUCAGAAUUAAAUUGUCAGAAAAAGCAAAUGCUAGAGGAUUAAAAUAUGCUUUCGUUACCAUGGCACCUGAUAUUGCUACAAAUAUAUCAUCAAAAAGAAGCAUAGGAGUGGGAUGGAACAGAUGGAGACUCCGAGAAGUAGACAACGUGGUUAGAUGCUACAAAUGCCAGCGAGUCGGACACGCAGCGAACAAAUUCGAGAUCAAAGAGAAAGAUUCUUUAUGCCACAAGUUUUCUACACCUAUUUACAACUCUCAAAUUAUGGACAUCAUGAAAUCUUACUACAACCAUUACCAGCCCUCUCUGGCCGACAACCAUCAAUUUUCUAUCCCUUCGAGAGACUUUGAGGCAGCAUUCUUUCCACAAUUCGCCCCCUACAAGACAGCGACCUUCGUUACGAAAGAAGAUAAAGAGAUGAAGAGUCCGGAAAUUUAUGAUGUCAACACUUACGAUUCGUUUAUCUCAACUACUAGCGAUUUAACAGAUCUAAGCUCGUUAUCAGAGUCGGAGAAGUCUACGUACGGCAAUUUCAAUUUUUUCACCUUGAAAAGAAGCCAAUUCAAUGGAGAAGUUGAGGGAAAAAACACUCUUCUUUCGAAUCAAGACACAAAAAAUUCACGAGGUAAGUGUGAUUGGAGAGAAUAA